Molecule: messenger RNA, 514 nt
Organism: Erigeron canadensis
Lineage: Eukaryota; Viridiplantae; Streptophyta; Magnoliopsida; Asterales; Asteraceae
Product: auxin-responsive protein SAUR21-like
Exons: 1
Coding region: 99-398 (99 amino acids)
Biological process (GO): response to auxin
Source: RefSeq, a predicted model, not a curated record
CAAUCCAUCAGCAACAAAAUUUCAGAGUCCCACACCAUAAGUCUUUCAUUGAGAAGAAUCCUUUCAAAUCAUUUUUCCCUUCAUCAACAUUUACUAAAAUGGCAAUCCUAAUGCCUCGAAUUAUUCAAGCAAAACAACAUAUCCGCAGAUCAUUGUCAAACGGUAGAAGCAAAACUACAUCAAUGGACAACCCUAAAGGCUAUUUAGCAAUUUAUGUUGGAGAGCAAGAAAAAAAGAGAUUUGUUGUUCCAGUUUCCUUGUUAAUCCAACCCUCAUUUCAAGAACUACUUCGUCAAUCAGAGGAAGAAUUCGGGUAUGACCAUCCAAUGGGUGGCCUCACUAUUCCAUGUAGUCACGAUACGUAUACUGAUGUUGCUGCUCGUUUGGGUGUAUUAUAAAUUAGUUAGAACGUUAAAAGUUUAUGUCACUAUCCACUAGACAAUUUUUGUACAUAUAUAGAUAUUAGCUUGUACCAAAACUUCAAAAUAGAAAAUAUUUAUGAUAUAUUGAAUCA